UUUUAUUAGAAAUAUUUAUAUAAUAUUCGUACAGUUGCAUGCAAUGUUGUAAAUGUACUAGGCCUACUGAGUAAAGGCAUGCACACAAGCAAUAAAAGUGGCUCUUUAUUCAUCAAUGACAUCUAAUAGAUAUUUGUAUUGACUGGUGAGUCAUAUGUACACACAACUGGGCAUUGCAAAAUACAUAGAAACAUGAGGGCAUGCUUCAACAGAGAAAAAGGGAUAAUUGAUGCCCCUAAAAUCCAGUUUAAGUUAAAUGGUAAUCUACAAAGAUUCUCCGCAAAUGAGAAAGCUUGUUGAACCUGACUUUGGGUUACCCUCCGCUCCAUGCUCCUCUCUCCUCUCUCUCCCUCUCCGCUCUGGCUGCGCUGCUUUCGGAGGGCUCCUUAUAAAUUAAAUCCAGCGUCCCUGGUCCCCCUUCCUUAUUGGUCAGGUGGAGUCGUUACCUCACUCCGGGCCCUGUGACGCAGCGUCUUCACGUAUCCUUCAUGUGCGCCUCUUCUUGUUUCUUAUUGAGAGUCUUGCUCAGAGGGGGAAAACAGGAGUCGCGAGGAGCAGACAGUGCCGGACGGACCGGGUGCGCUCGAUACUAAACACUUCCCAUCCCGGGAGGAGAGCGGCGCACAAGAGCAGACUCUCUCUCUCUCUAUCUCUCUCUCUCACUCUCUGUCACUCGAUCUCUCCCACACACACUUUCUCUAUGAGUCUAUCUCUCCAGCACACACACACACCCAUGCCCGCGCGCGCACGCUCCGCAUACGUCUCCACUUUGCCGUAGUAAAUUACGGCAUUGAUCUCAAAGACGAGUCCGGAUCUGUGUCUUGUGUUCGCCCUUUCUUCGACGGACGGACUUGGAGAAACGCUCGAGAGAGAAGUGCCUCUUCUCAUCCUGCGUGUCUGCGAGGACCCUUGGCCAUGUCCGAUUAGCUGCCCUGCGUGAUGCCUGAUCAUGACAGCAACACCCUUUUAACCACACAGACAAAGCGCCGACGUGUCGACAUUGGGGUGAAAAGGACUGUGGCUAGUGCAUUAUUCAGCCGCGCCAGGGAGACCCUGCUCGAAAGCAUGAACCAAUCACACGGCCACGAUCAGGACGGAGACUGCUCUCUAGUCAGUCGCGGACAUGGCGGCUCCAACAGUGACGGGGAGAAGUCCAAUGUUUUGAGGAAGUUGCUUAAAAGGGCCAACUCGUACGAAGACGCCAUAAUGCCUUUCCCUGGUGCCACCAUCAUCUCUCAGCUACUGAAGAGUAACAUGGGCAAGAAUGGAGGGAGUGACUCAGGCUUCCAGGGGAGUGGAGCUCUGUCCAGUGGAGGCUCAGAGAUCCACGCCGAGGACGCCUGCAGCAGCUCCUCCCGCGACCGCGACAGCCCGUCUGACUGCCUCUCUCCUGGGCCUCCUCUCCCCCCUCCUUCCUCCUCCUCCUUUGGGCGACCACUGCCUUCUUCAAGCCUCAACUCCCACGCUCCCUCUCAGCCCCUCUCCCUCUCCACUUUUGAUUUGGACAGGCUGUCGGACGAGCAUCUCCGCGCAAAGCGUGCCCGCGUGGAAAACAUCAUCCGCGGUAUGAGUCACUCGCCGUUGGUCCGGUCCAACGGCGACCACAACCAAGAUAUCAGCCGCGAAAAUGAGAAUUGCAGCAUCAACAGUAACAGCAGUAAUGGCCACAGAAGAGAGGGUAACUGCCGCAACACCAGCAGCCACAACCACAGCCGGAGCGACGGGCCUUCCUCCCUCCUGAGCUCUCCAGGUUCUCGGGGGGGUGUGGUCAGCGUUGGUGAAGUUUAUCGGGAGAAUAAGAGAAAGCAGCGGCUGCCACAGCAACAACAAUGCUUCACCCAGCUAGUGUGCUCCAGGCAGGAGCAGAGGCAGGAGGAGAGACGGCAACUCAAACUGCAGCUGGAGGACAUGCAGAAACAGCUGCGUCAGCUCCAGGAGAAGUUCUACCAGAUCUACGACUCAGAGACAGAGGAAGAUGAAGAGAACGGCGAGAGCAGAGAUGCUGACCGAGGCGGAGAAAGAGAUGAAGACGGCAACCUAUCAGAGGACAGUAUCCGCUCUGACGGCUUGGAGGAGAGGCACAGAGCCAGAGGGCGCCAUAGCAACCAGGAGCUGUCUGAGCUGGACCCAGGCCUGUUCCUGGAUCGGGCCCGAGCCCUCCUCAGAGAACAGGCCCUGAUAGAUGGAGAAAUGGAGGAGGAUGUGGACAGCAGGGAGGAGGUGGAGAGGAAUUUAGUAAGUGCGAUGAAGAGGAGAGGAGGAGCAGGAGGAGGAAGGCAGUUAGCGGAGACGCUGAAGCAGGAACUGAACUGUGCCGUGUCGCAGGUUGUUGACACCGUCGUCAAAGGCUUCUCCUCGCCCAAGCAGGCUGUCAGUCACCACGGCUGCCACAGCAGCACACCAGCUGCACCCUCCUCUUCCUCCACCUCGUCCUCUUCCUGUCCCCCACCUUUCUGCCCCCUUCCCUCCCUCACCCCAGACUCACGCUUUGGCGCUGGCGCCCUGGCCCUCAGUUUGAACGGGGACGGGAGCCCAACAACUAACUACCACUCCUCCAACCAGAGGCUGCACUGCUUCGGAGACGUUAUCAUCCCCAGCCCGCUGGACUCCUUCGGGGGUCUGAGUGGCAGACUGAGUGGGGUGCCCAUGCCCAGCGACCAGACAGAGGCUCUGCCCCUGGUGGUGCGCAAGAGCGGCGGGGGAGACAACACUCACCCCUCUCUUCCUCCUCCUUCUCACCAUCCUUCCCACCAUCCCUCCCUUCACCCCUCUCCCCUCACCGCCUCGCUCGGCUUUAGCCCUCCAUCCUUUCGCCACCCAUUCCCUAUUCCCCUUAUGGGGUAUCCCUUUCAGAGCCCUCUUUCACACGGGGGUGGAGCCGGCUACCCUCAAGGGCCCAAGGACCAUCAUCGGUCCUCCCCCGAUUCUAUGGACAUGACCAGGGAAACUCUCAGCCUCAGAACCAAAAUGGCAUCUCUCGGAGGGAGCCAUCUCAGUCAUCACCACCACCACCACCACCACCACCGGCAGAACUCACCGGAGGGUCUGUCCCUGUCCCUCAUCAAGUCUGAGUGUGGGGACCUUCAAGACAUGUCUGACAUAUCGCCCUACUCUGGCAGCACCAUUCAGGAGGGCUUGUCUCCCAACCACCUGAAGAAGGCCAAGCUGAUGUUCUUCUUCAACCGCUACCCCUCCUCCAACAUGCUCAAAAUCUUCUUCUCAGAUGUCAAGUUCAAUCGAUGCAUCACCUCCCAGCUGAUCAAGUGGUUCAGCAACUUCAGGGAGUUCUACUACAUUCAGAUGGAGAAGUUCGCCCGGCAGUCUAUCAACGAGGGGGUGACCUCUACAGACGAGCUGGCGGUGGGCCGUGACUCCGAGCUCUUCAGGGCGCUCAACAUGCACUACAACAAGGCCAACGACUUUGAGGUUCCCGAGCGAUUCCUGGAGGUGUCCCAGGUGACUCUACGUGAGUUCUUUAAUGCCAUCGUGGCUGGGAAGGACGCAGACCCGUCCUGGAAGAAGGCCAUCUACAAGGUGAUCUGCAAACUGGACCACGAGGUUCCCGAUGUCUUCAAAUCCCCAAACUGUCUACAAGAGCUCCUCCAUGACUGACUUGAGGCAAAGAAGAAGGAAAGGCGACCCGGAAGGAAGACCGUGGAGAAACACGCUUUGGUUAGACUAGGUUCAGUAAAAUGACGCUCUUAAUGCGAGACUUGAAGUGGUUCUACUUGGAGGCUUCUGGAGAGAUUUGAUGAUUUUGGUCAGCCCAACUUUUAAAGACAAACCUGCCCUCCAAAUGUUUUAUAAAGAAAAGAAUAUUCCUCUUGAAGGAGGCAGAGGGCUCAGAGUCAGACCAAUGAAAGAACUGUGAGACUUUUAUGAACAGUGGAAAUUGAACUUUGUUGCACUUACAGAAAGCCCGCAACUCGUCCAAGCCUGCUCUUCAUCCGCCUCUGGAGGAACACAAGGAUGAGGAAGAUGAUGGAUCCGGGGAGAACUGAAAAUAAAGAUGAUAAUAUAUAUAAAUCUUUUUAUUGUGGAUGUGUUUUAAGUUACAUGGGCAUUUUGGGGGGGAAAAAGUGAUGUUUCUGUAUUUUUGCUCCUUUGUAUAAGCUUCUCUCCUAUGAACCCCCAGUCACAUAGACACACACACACACACACACACACACACACACACACACAUUCUGAAUAGUAAAGCACAGUAGCAUUCCCAAAUCCCCAAGUGAACCCAGAAGAACUGGACAUGAAUAAACUUAGUUGUUGUUGAUUUAACUUUUUACUUCUCCCACUUCUUACUGUACUGAGACUUACUGGGUGUUUGUUUUGACCGUGUGGCUCUCCCUGCCCCCCCCCCCCCCCUUUACCCUUACUGCCCCUCUUGGCUCAUGUUGCUUUCUAAAUGAACUCAGAUCUGGAUACCACCAGUCCCAUUUUGUCAGAAACAAAGUGAGCCGAGACAAAGUGUGUCAGUUUGACAAGUUCAUCUCAGUUACUGCACUUACUAUUUAUUUCCUGUUCACCUAUAAAGACAUUUUUAAUUCACAUUUUGGUAUGUAGAAUUUGUUACAAAGUUAUACACUGAUUUUAGAGUCAGUAAAGAAAGAAAUACACCAGUAUGUAUUGAUCUGUGAUAAGCUAAUAUCUUAUAAGAUAAUAUUUUCAAUAUACUGUAUAGCGCUGAUGCUGGAUGAAUUCAGCACACAGUAUUGAGGACAUGUUAUUGAUGUAACCAUGUUGGUAUUGAUUUGGUUUUAAAACAUGAUUUGUAUACAGACACUUGCUUAUUGGAUUAUAACAUUUCAUUUUAAAACACUGGUGACCAAUCAGCCGCACGGAAAAUGUGGCUCAUUCAGAUAUAUCCGAUGAAAACUCUCCUUCCUUAUAAGAUCCUUGAAACUGUAAGUCACCACAAAGCAUCAUGGGAAAACCUGAUGUAUCUCCUUGCCAAGGGGGGCAGCAGCUUGGGUCAUGUGUGAAGUGUUUAAGGUUUUAACAGCAGAAAAAAAAAGACAUAGGACAAAAUGCUGAUAUUUGUAGCUUGUAUAGAUGUAAUACUCUGAUCACUCUGAUAUUGUUAUUAUUUAUAAUUGAAAUAAUUAUUCCUAUUAAUGUUAUUCUGAUGAUGAUGAUUAUUAUUAAUGCUUGCUACAGAUUUGACCAGUGGUUUACUCAUUGUUUAUCCAUCACAACUGCAACCUGAAAUAAAUUAUUCUUUGAA
Trematomus bernacchii (emerald rockcod) is the source of this 5218-nucleotide messenger RNA. RefSeq names its product prospero homeobox protein 1-like. The record is from RefSeq and is a predicted model, not a curated record. Gene Ontology annotation, molecular function: RNA polymerase II cis-regulatory region sequence-specific DNA binding; DNA-binding transcription factor activity, RNA polymerase II-specific. Lineage: Eukaryota; Metazoa; Chordata; Actinopteri; Perciformes; Nototheniidae. The transcript is spliced from 7 exons. Gene Ontology annotation, biological process: regulation of transcription by RNA polymerase II. Gene Ontology annotation, cellular component: nucleus. The coding region runs from base 940 to 3612 and encodes 890 amino acids.